AUGGCUGUAAAAGUAGAUACAGGAGAGGUGGAAUUGCGAGUCGUCUCUGCUUAUGCGCCACAGAUGGGCUGUAGUGAAGAAGAGAAGGCGUGCUUUUGGGAAGAUCUGGAGCAGUACGUCCAAUCCCUGGAAAGCGAAGAAGUACUUUUAAUCGGAGGAGACUUCAACGGACAUGUCGGUUCCCGGAAAGACGGAUUCGAGAGUUGUCAUGGUGGAUACGGCUAUGGAGCUCGUAACGACGACGGGUUGCGAAUCCUGGAGUAUGCUGUUGCAAGUGACUUGAUCAUUGCUAACACGCAGUAUCGGAAAAGAAAAUCGCAUUUGAUCACGUACACCAGCGGCGGUCGUGAAACACAAAUAGAUUUCUGGAUGUUACGCCGACGAGAUCGCCGACUUCUGCAGGAUUCAAAAGUCAUCCCUACAGACCAUGUCGCUGCCCAACACCAUCUGCUCGUUAUGGACUUGAAAAUCUCCCGUCCAAGGAAGAGACAUCCAAGAACUGAAACACAGCGCAUCAAAUGGUGGAAUCUGAAGGAUCGUAAGGAGGCGGCAAUUCGUGAGAAGAAGUCCAAGUAUAAGCUCUGGUGGAGGACGCGUCAGCCUGAAGAUCGGGGUGCUUACCUAGCGGCGAAGAAGGAGGCUAAGAAGGCAGUCUCCAAGGCGAAGUCGGACCGCUACAAGGCUGUGUACGACAUGCUUGAUACCAGAGAAGGCGAGCGGGCAGUGUAUCGUUUAGUCAGAGCACGUCAUCGCUCAACGUUGGAUAUGGAGCACACCAAGAUCGUUAAGGGAGCUGAUGGAACCGUUCUGCGCCGCUCUGGUCAGAUCCUGGAGAGGUGGCGAGAGUACUACAAUCACUUGUGUAACGAAGAGUUCUGUCAUCCUCCCAUCCCAACCGUUCCCAGCAUCGAGGGUCCUGUUCUACCAAUUACUGCCGUCGAAGUCAGUGCUGCCCUCGCAAAAAUGAAGUCGAACAAGGCAACCGGUCCUGAUGACAUACCUGUUGAUAUCUGGAAGCUGCUAGGAGAUCGAGGGUCCAUGUGGCUCGCAACUCUAUUUAACAAGAUCGUUGCAGAAGGACGGACUCCAGACGUUUGGCAAACUUCCGUGACCGUGCCUGUCUGGAAAGGGAAAGGAGACAUUGCUGACUGCACCUCGUACAGGCCUAUACGACUGCUCUGCCAUACGAUGAAGAUUUUUGAGCGUGUCCUGGAAGCUCUUCUGAGGAAAAUUGUUAGCGUUUCACUCAACCAGUGCGGUUUUGUGAAGGACUGCAGCACUAUAGAUGCUAUCCAUGCUGUCCGAAUCCUCCUGGAGAAACAUCGAGGGAAGAAACGUCGAGAGAAGAACCGCAGUGUGCAUCUUGCUUUUCUCGAUCUCGAGAAAGCUUUCGACCGUGUCCCACAUGAGCUGUUAUGGAUGUCCAUGAGGUCGCAUAGAGUACCAGAAGAAUAUGUGCGAAUUGACUAUUGGGAGAUGUCGCCUGAACAAGUAAUAGUUAAGAGCGAGCAACUUGGACAUGGCGCGUACGGACAAGUGUACAAAGGAAAACUUGUUGGUCCUUCACCGGGUAUCCUUCGUUACUACAAAAGCGAGAUAGCGCAGUUCACAGACUGUGAUUGUGCAGUAAAAAUGUUGCCAAAGUAUGCGUCCGACAGCGCAAGAGCGGAAUUCAUGCAUGAAAUCGAAUUGAUGAAAACUCUUGGCUGUCACGACAACAUCGUUUGCAUGCUUGGUUGUAUCACAGCUGCUAACAAGUCAUGUCUAGUGAUUGAGUACUGUGCUAGUCGUGAUCUCCUACGGUAUCUAAAAUUGAGAAAAACUGACUUAGAAAUUAAUAAAUCGAUCGACGAGCAAAUCGAGUGCACGAAAGAAUUCUUGAAUUUUGCUUGGCAAAUAGCACAAGGCAUGAGCUACCUGGGACAGAAGAAUAUCAUUCAUCGAGACUUGGCUGCACGAAAUAUUCUUAUAUCUGGAAUGGGCGGAAUGAAAAACGCAAAGAUAAACGAUUUUGGACUCUCUUUGUCUCUGGAUUGUUCUUCUCAAUUACCAGCACGUGGUCGUCUCCCGAUAAAAUGGUUGGCUCUCGAGUGUUUGCAACGUGAAUUGUUCUCAAUGAAAAGCGAUGUUUGGUCCUACGGUAUAGUUCUGUUCGAAAUGUACUCCAUGGGUGGAAGACCAUUUGAGGAUAUUGAGCCACUGAAUCUGAUCGCUCAUCUAGAAGCAGGCAAUAGACCGAAAAGGCCGCUGCUUGCCACUGACAAGAUUGCAGAAGUGAUGACCAAAUGUUGGGACAAAGUACCCGGAAAACGGCCGAGUUUUGAGGAGCUGCUGGUUGUAUUUGCCUCCUUACUGGAACAAUCAACGGAAGGAUAUGGCUAUCUGGCGUUGAUGAAAACCGCUGAGAUUUACAUGGCUCUCGCUGAAGUCAAUCCUCCCUCCAAGCUAGAGGUGGCUGACAGCAGCUGUCAUUUUCGCCGUUCAAUCUCCGACCAAGCUGAUGAGGACAACACACCACUUGCAAGGAAACGGGCAAUUACUUAUACCACACCUGCUUCAUCGAUUGACUCGACCGGUGAUACACCAGAUUGCGAUGACGAAGACGCCGAGGAAAACGGAUCUGCAGAGGAGGCUGCCUACAAUUGUUAUGCCCUGUCCACUUCGCACCCGUGCGAAACUGACACAGUAUCGCCGGAGACUUUUGACGUCACAUAUGUUGCUUGGUGCAGACUGCACACAUUGCGCAAACUCUUAGGAGACAUACCAAAAUAA
Molecule: messenger RNA, 2772 nt
Organism: Necator americanus (New World hookworm)
Lineage: Eukaryota; Metazoa; Nematoda; Chromadorea; Rhabditida; Ancylostomatidae
Exons: 14
Coding region: 1-2772 (923 amino acids)
Biological process (GO): protein phosphorylation; positive regulation of kinase activity; cell surface receptor protein tyrosine kinase signaling pathway
Cellular component (GO): plasma membrane; axon; signaling receptor complex
Molecular function (GO): transmembrane receptor protein tyrosine kinase activity; ATP binding
Source: RefSeq, a predicted model, not a curated record